CCAACUCCCUACGGGGAGCUGUGUACAUCUGCCCAUCUGGGGGAUCGUUUGUCCCCGCCUGACUGGGGUAUUCUGUCUGUAUAGGGGGUCCCCCUGCAGCAGGUGGCACUGAGUGCUCCCCGCCCACCUACCCCAGAGGCCGCGCCUGCGGUUCCCGAGGCGGCCGCGGGACGGCAGCCAUGCGCCCGUGCCCGCGGUGCUUCACCCCACCUUCCCUGCCCCAUCUUCAGCGCGCUCUGGCCGCGGGCACGCGGGCAGGCGUGCGCUCCAGCCAGGGAGCCCCUACGUGUCUUCGUGAGGCUGCCUCCUCGCCGCCUGGUUUCUUUGGCCCAGCUCCCCCGGGGCCGCAGUGGCGGAAGCCGGACCGGAACCAGGCGCCCUGUGCAUCCGCUCCAGACCAGGUGCUUCCUGCCCUGCGGCCCAGGGGCUGUGCGCUCAGCGGCUGCUGCCCAGACACCAGUGGGGAGGAGGGGCUGCAUCUCCCCUUCCCCCCAGCCCCAGAGUGAAGGGUUAGAAUUCUGGGGCAGGAUCCCCUCUCUGCCUAAAAGGAAGCUGAUCUGAGACCUCACCUUGUAGGGUUAACUCACACGCUUAAAGCCUCAGCUCUAGCUCCCCGGGAAAGCAGUGGGGCUGUGCAUUGUGGAGACCUGGGCUUCACCCCAUUCCUUAGAGGGUGGUGGCAGUGUCAGUGCUGGGUCCCUGCCUGGGGACUCCUGCAGUCACCCAGAUAUACAGGGAGCAAAGCAUGCCUGACUCAGGUGGGUGGCAGUCGUGUGGUUGCUGCUGCCUCGCUGGCUGUGACCAGAGCUUGUGCCUUUGUGAAGUUUUAGGGGAAUCUUAAAUUUCACUCUGCAGGUGCUGGGGGGUGUGGGCUAGGGACCACAAAGUUGGGGCUAUGUGAUCCUGUGGCCAAAAGGCCCAGAGGUGUGGGGACCCUUUGAGGGGUCUACUGGAAGGUCACACCAGCCCUGGCACCCUAGGAAAUGCUACACUCCCCCUCCCCCACAGCUGCAGCACUUCCUCUCACCUUCCUGUGCCUGGAAACGUUGUGGAUAGCACACUGAGGGCCCAGGACACCUGCCCAGGCUGGACACCCAAGUGUAGACUGUUAGAACUGUACCCCCUCCGGUGCCCCACUCCCGGAUGGGGAUGGCGGAGAGGCCGGGAGGGGCUCUGUAAAAAGAGGAACCAGGCAGGGUGAGGAGAAGGAGGGGGCCCCUGGUCAUGCGGCCCCAGCGGGGCGGAAAGGGCCCUCCCUCCCCAUCAGCACCGACACUCGGACAGGGGGUGUUCUAAACCAGAGGACAGACCCAGAGGCUUCCCUGCCUCAGUUUACCCGCUGCGUGCAUCCGGGCGCUUCCCCCGGGGUUGCGCCCUGAGGCCAGGGUCCCCAGAGGGCCUGGGCCCCUACAGUGCCCCGGGGAGCGGAAGGUGAGGACCUGAGGGGUGACGGCCCCGAGUCCUGCCCGCGCCGGCCGGGGGCGUGGCCGGGAGGCCCGCGCUCCGAGAUCCCCGCCCGCCCGCUUCCUCCGGGGUCAGCCCGGCUCCUUAUCAGGCGCGGCCAGGCGGCCAGGCCCUUAUCUGCGCCGGGCCAGCAUCCUCCGGCCGCUGGUCCGGGGGUGAGAAGGAGGAAACCGGGCCGCCGGGGGCGGGGAGAGGGCGGGCCCGCCCGGGAGCCGCUCGCUUUCCCUCGGGGGACCCACGCCACCACCGCGGGCCGCGGCGGCCCUCUGGAGCCCGGGAGGGGGAGGAGGCGCGGCCCCACGCCGGGCGGAGCGGGCGGCCUGCAGCGCAGAGGCCGGACCUGAGCCGGACAGCCGAGCGUGGCCUGACGCUGGAAACUGCAUCCUGGCCCAGACUGCCAGCCCUGACGGGACAGAGCCAGGGCACUCACCAGGCUGCGGGAACAGCGAAGGGGUGAGCACCCCCACCUCGGGGUCCAUGUGCCCGCCCCAGGCCCAGGCAGAGGUGGGCCCCACCAUGACUGAGAAGGCAGAGAUGCUGUGUGCCCCCAGCCCGGCGCCCGCCCCGCCCCCUAAACCUGCCUCACCUGGGCCCCCACAGGCAGAGGGGAUGGGCCACCGAAGCACCUCACCCCCCAGGCUGCCCCCUGGUGUGCCAGUGAUCAGCCUGGGCCACACCAGGCCCCCAGGGGCAGCCUUGCCCACCACAGAGCUGAGCACCCUGCGACCCCCCCUGCUGCAACUCUCCGCCCUAGGCACCGCCCCGCCUGCUUUGGCCCUACAUUACCACCCUCACCCCUUCCUCAACAGUGUCUACAUUGGACCGGCAGGACCUUUCAGCAUCUUCCCUAGCAGCCGGCUGAAGCGGAGACCAAGCCACUGUGAGCUGGACCUGGCUGAAGGGCACCAGCCCCAGAAGGUGGCCCGGCGCGUGUUCACCAACAGCCGCGAGCGCUGGCGGCAGCAGAACGUUAACGGUGCCUUCGCCGAGCUCAGGAAGCUGCUGCCAACGCACCCGCCCGACCGGAAGCUGAGCAAGAACGAGGUGCUCCGCCUCGCCAUGAAGUACAUCGGCUUCCUCGUGCGGCUGCUGCGCGACCAGGCGGCCGCCCUGGCCGCAGCCCCCACCCCGCCCGGGCCCCGCAAACGGCCGGCGCACAGAGGCCCGGACGACGGCGCCCGCCAGGGGUCGGGGCGCAGGGCCGAGGCGGCCGCGAGCUCGCAGCCCGCGCCGCCGGCCGAUCCCGACGGCAGCCCGGCCGGGGCGGCCCGGCCCAUCAAGACGGAGCAGGCGGCUCUGAGUCCCGAGGUGCGGUGACCCCGCGCGGCGACGCCUCCGAGCCGGAGGGCAUCGGGGACUCAGCCCGGGGCCGUCGGGGAAGGGGCCGGCGAUGUGCUGCGCCUGCUUGGGAGCGAACGCGCCCGAAGAGGGACCAGUGAGGACGUCCCCGACGGGGCAAGGUUUCAAGGCUCUGAGAGGGUGAUUGUCGCGCCCAGGGGCCCCGCAGACCCUUUUUUAAGAGCCGCCCACCGCCCGCUGGAAGUGGCUGUGUUCCCUUCCCAGAGGCGAGGUCGGUGAACCAACAUGGUAGAACGGUCAUUGGACCCAAGUGCUGUCUCUUUUUUUCCCCGGCUGGGGUCGCAGCGGUGGUGGCGGUGGGGGUGUCGGGGAAGGGCUGAGGAGCCUUCGCCCUUCUCACCGGCGCCCCCUCCCGGAAGCCCAGGGACGGACGCUCCCCGGCGCCUAGACAGAAGCGCGGUCGCCGCCGCAGAGAACGCGCCGCACCGGUCCCGCACGGUCGCGUUAGCGAAGGCUCAGGCGCGCUUGCUUUUGUUUUUCUUUAUUUCUUUAUUUCACAUACACAUUAGCCAUUCAAUGGAGAAGCCGGAGAGAGUCAGGCAAAGAUGCCCUCCCACCGAAACCGAGAACGAACGACGAAACAAAUAAAAACCCCAGAUCAUCCUCGUCAACGCAGGAAAACGACUUAAAAAAAAAAAACCUGAAAACGAACAAAAAAAAAAAAAA
Microcebus murinus (gray mouse lemur) is the source of this 3489-nucleotide messenger RNA. Lineage: Eukaryota; Metazoa; Chordata; Mammalia; Primates; Cheirogaleidae. The record is from RefSeq and is a predicted model, not a curated record.